This is a messenger RNA of Alligator sinensis (Chinese alligator), 1907 nucleotides long. RefSeq names its product basic, immunoglobulin-like variable motif containing (gene BIVM). The record is from RefSeq and is a predicted model, not a curated record. Lineage: Eukaryota; Metazoa; Chordata; Crocodylia; Alligatoridae. Gene Ontology annotation, molecular function: single-stranded DNA binding; DNA endonuclease activity. Gene Ontology annotation, biological process: nucleotide-excision repair. Gene Ontology annotation, cellular component: nucleus. Bases 106 to 1674 code for a protein of 522 amino acids. The transcript has 10 exons.
GCACCUCAUCUGUAGCUUGCAAUCUGCAGGCAAUGAUGUAGGCUGCAUUUGUAUUUUAAAACAUUGAACACUUCUUAGCCAAAUAAAGCUUUUUUGUAGCAUUCAAUGCCUAACAUUGCAGAAGAUGAAAGGGAGAAUAGUCCUGGAAAUAAUGAAAACAGACCUGGGGAAAAAUCUCCAGAAAUUACUCUUCAUGAUGCUGUGAAGCCAUAUUGCACUUCAGAUACCUCUACUACAUCCUUGGGUCCUAGCGGAGACGGGCAUUAUCAAUGGGGAUGUCCUGUGACACACACUCGAGAGAAAUUUUAUACCAUCUGCUCAGACUUCGCUUUUUUAAACCGAGUAACAUCUGCUUGUAAAAGCCCAAGUGCUACAGUUAGUGCCUGUCUACCAGAUAGCGCUGCCUUAAAUGUUGGAAAUAGUACACCUGAUUUUAUCGGGAUUCAAACUGGUGCUUCAGAGAUAAUCUACAACGAAGAUGCUAAUUUGGAAAGUUUGUCUAGUAGUCUUGGAAAACUUCCACUGGCCUGGGAAAUUGAUAAAUCAGAGUUCAAUGGAGUGACCCCAGGUCUGAAAAACAAAGAAGGCAGUAUGAAGAAACAAGUAACCAAAAAAAAAUCCUCAGACAAAAAGAGCAAGCAAAACAAGGAGUGUUCUCACUAUUCUACGUUUGAGGAAGUAAAGCAGCGGAAAGUGCUAGACCUCAGGAGAUGGUACUGUAUUAGCCGACCACAGUACAAGACUUCUUGUGGAAUUUCGUCUUUAGUAUCUUGCUGGAAUUUCUUAUACAGCACACUGGGAGCUGGAAACCUGCCACCUAUUACUCAAGAAGAGGCUUUGCAUAUAUUGGGCUUUCAACCUCCGUUUGAGGAGAUUCGAUUUGGUCCCUUUACUGGAAAUACAACUUUAAUGAGAUGGUUUAGACAAAUUAAUGAUCACUUCCAUAUAAAAGGAUAUUCCUAUGUUCUAUAUAAACCUCAUGGGAAAAACAAGACAGCUGGAGAAACGGCCUCAGGGGCCUUGGCAAAGUUAACAUAUGGAUUGAAAGAAGAAUCGAUGGCCUACAUCUAUCAUUGCCAAAAUCAUUAUUUUUGUCCUAUUGGAUUUGAAGCCACCCCGGUAAAAGCUAGUAAAGCAUACAGGUUGCUGGACUUGGACUCGGGAGACCUGGGUUCAGUUCCAAGCUCAACCACAGACUUCCUGUGUGAUGUUAGAGGUCAUCUUUCACAGCAAGAAGUGGAAUAUUGGAUCUUAAUUGGAGAACCAAGUAGAAAACACCCUACCAUUCACUGUAAAAAGUGGGCAGAUAUUGUCACUGACCUAAACACUCAAAAUCCAGAAUACUUGGACAUUCGGCACCUGGAGAGGGGACUGCAGCAUCGAAAGACAAAGAAGGUAGGAGGAAAUCUUCAUUGCAUCAUUGCGUUUCAGAGACUUAACUGGCAAAGAUUUGGUCCUUGGAACUUUCAGUUUGGAAAUGCUAGACAAGACAGGCAAGGACAAGUAAUUGCCAAAUCAGAGAGCGAAGACAAUAUCUCCAAGAAACAGCACGGACGUCUGGGCAGAUCUUUCAGUGCUGGUUUCCAUAAGGAAUCUAUGUGGAAGAAGUCUAAUCUUCGUGACAGGAGGAACAGUGGAUAUCAGAGCUAUACAGAUUAUGAUGGGAAUGAUUAAAAUUAACUUUAGCAUAUCAGAUGUCUUGUUCUAAAGUUAAUUUUAAUCUAGACAUAGUAGGGGAUUUAUUAAUCCUAGAAUACAUAAGUAUAGAAAUCAUGGUACAAACGGCAGUCUCAUGAUUAUUUGAUGUAUAUGCUUGUAUUACAGUGGCGCUGGGUAAGAUCAGAUGUAAACUAAGAUAAGCACAGAUUAUUGUACUUUUAUAAUCAAAGUAAAUGUAAUAAGCAAAA